AUGCUUGCUCAAGUAGUCACUCAGUUGGAGCGCAAGUCCUCUGCUUACGUGACUCAUAUCGAGAAGACCAUCGAGGCCUACAAGGAGUAUGAAGUGGAGGUGGUGCGUCGGCGUAAAGCCCACGAUGAGCUCAUCAAUUUGGCGCAUAUAGCUGAGACAAAGUUUGCCUUUGCAACGAGAAAAGGAGUGAUGGCCAGGCACGAGUUCGCUACCACCAUUGGAAGGCACCUCCCUUCCGGACUAGGAGAUCAGCUCAUUGGUCGGCCGGCUCCCCGAGUGAGCAUCGACUUUGUUGCUGAUGCUGACGGGGUUAGCUUCUUACCGCUAUUGACCGAAGCUGACAUACUCAAUUCCGGUGGCACUGAUGUGAAUAUGGAGGACGGGCGAAGUGUGGCUAGUCGCGAGGACGGCAACGUCAGUGGUAGCAGCCUUGUCAAGAGUGAAGUACACAGCAAGAGCUCUGGGUCAGGCCGGGAUGGUUAA
Messenger RNA from Perkinsus marinus ATCC 50983, 483 nucleotides. RefSeq lists its product as hypothetical. Lineage: Eukaryota; Perkinsozoa; Perkinsida; Perkinsidae. The coding region runs from base 1 to 483 and encodes 160 amino acids. The record is from RefSeq and is a predicted model, not a curated record. The transcript has a single exon.